AUGUUCGAAAUGUCUCUCACUUCUCUUGCAUCUAAAAUUAUGACACUCACACUCUUGGUGGUGGUCACCACCUGCACCAUGAGCAUGGCUCAAGCUGACAAAAAGAAUUGGGAACGAAAAGCCAACAUGUUAACAAAACGUAGCGAUUUAUCUGCUCAAACAAUUGGAAAUUUAAUUUACUUGACAGGAGGUUGUGUUAUCUCUCAACCCCUUUCUAAGGAUUCUUCAUGUCCGAGCAUUACAAACACAAUGGAAAUUUACAAUCCUGCAACUAAUACUUUUUCGUACGGGCCAGUGAUGCCUCGAGCUAGAUACAGACAUACCACUGUUGCUAUUGCUCAAAGAUACAUGUUUGUAAUUGGUGGUAGAGACCUGCAAGAUAACAUUAUUCAACCUGUGGACGUUUUUGAUACAGUCACUUCAAAAUGGAGCACUCAUCCAAAUGCCUCCUUAACUUCUGAAUGUUGUUCUGAUUCAAUUGCAUUUGUGUUGAAAGAUACUGUCACUGGACUCGACAAUAUUUAUCUUCCAGGUGGAUACUUUGCUAAUUACAGUACUUCUAAUGAGGUUUUAAUUUUGAAAACUAGGAACACAAAUAAUGAAGGAACAUUUCAAAAGGGAUUAGUGUCAAAUAUCAUUACUAAGAGAGGAGAUUCCAUGUCUCUGACUUCCAGUAAUAGAGGAUAUGUCAUUGGUGGAUUUUUAGAGACUGAUUUUUGUAAUCCAGUUGGAAUGGUUGAAAUGUAUGACCCUUCUCAAAACAAAUGGACCUCUCAAAAGCCUUUGGCUCAUCCUAGAGCUGAUGGAGCUGCAAUCAUGAUUGAUGCACAUUUGUUUGUGCUUGGAGGAGAGACCAAAGAUAAGUCAUGCAACUUCUCUAUUCCUGUUGCUGAUGUUGAGAAGUUUGAUUUUGUCACUUCAUCUUGGAGUGACUUUGUUUCUUUGCCAACGGUAAGAUUCAGACAAACAGGAGAGAUUUAUGGAGACGUCAUGUAUGUUUUUGGAGGUCAAAUUGAGAACUCCACAGCUAAGGAAUACUCGGUUCUUGACUGGGUUUAUAGUUUUAAUUUCACAAACGUCACCAAUGCAAGAGGUUUGGGUUUGGGUUUGGGUUUGGGUUUGGGUUUGGGUUUGGGUUUGGGUUUGGGUUUGGGUUUGGGUUUGGGUUUGGGUUUGGGUUUGGGUUUGGGUUUGGGUUUGGGUUUGGGUUUGGGUUUGGGUUUGGGUUUGGGUUUGGGUUUGGGUUUGGGUUUGGGUUUGGGUUUGGGUUUGGGUUUGGGUUUGGGUUUGGGUUUGGGUUUGGGUUUGGGUUUGGGUUUGGGUUUGGGUUUGGGUUUGGGUUUGGGUUUGGGUUUGGGUUUGGGUUUGGGUUUGGGUUUGGGUUUGGGUUUGGGUUUGGGUUUGGGUUUGGGUUUGGGUUUGGGUUUGGGUUUGGGUUUGGGUUUGGGUUUGGGUUUGGGUUUGGGUUUGGGUUUGGGUUUGGGUUUGGGUUUGGGUUUGGGUUUGGGUUUGGGUUUGGGUUUGGGUUUGGGUUUGGGUUUGGGUUUGGGUUUGGGUUUGGGUUUGGGUUUGGGUUUGGGUUUGGGUUUGGGUUUGGGUUUGGGUUUGGGUUUGGGUUUGGGUUUGGGUUUGGGUUUGGGUUUGGGUUUGGGUUUGGGUUUGGGUUUGGGUUUGGGUUUGGGUUUGGGUUUGGGUUUGGGUUUGGGUUUGGGUUUGGGUUUGGGUUUGGGUUUGGGUUUGGGUUUGGGUUUGGGUUUGGGUUUGGGUUUGGGUUUGGGUUUGGGUUUGGGUUUGGGUUUGGGUUUGGGUUUGGGUUUGGGUUUGGGUUUGGGUUUGGGUUUGGGUUUGGGUUUGGGUUUGGGUUUGGGUUUGGGUUUGGGUUUGGGUUUGGGUUUGGGUUUGGGUUUGGGUUUGGGUUUGGGUUUGGGUUUGGGUUUGGGUUUGGGUUUGGGUUUGGGUUUGGGUUUGGGUUUGGGUUUGGGUUUGGGUUUGGGUUUGGGUUUGGGUUUGGGUUUGGGUUUGGGUUUGGGUUUGGGUUUGGGUUUGGGUUUGGGUUUGGGUUUGGGUUUGGGUUUGGGUUUGGGUUUGGGUUUGGGUUUGGGUUUGGGUUUGGGUUUGGGUUUGGGUUUGGGUUUGGGUUUGGGUUUGGGUUUGGGUUUGGGUUUGGGUUUGGGUUUGGGUUUGGGUUUGGGUUUGGGUUUGGGUUUGGGUUUGGGUUUGGGUUUGGGUUUGGGUUUGGGUUUGGGUUUGGGUUUGGGUUUGGGUUUGGGUUUGGGUUUGGGUUUGGGUUUGGGUUUGGGUUUGGGUUUGGGUUUGGGUUUGGGUUUGGGUUUGGGUUUGGGUUUGGGUUUGGGUUUGGGUUUGGGUUUGGGUUUGGGUUUGGGUUUGGGUUUGGGUUUGGGUUUGGGUUUGGGUUUGGGUUUGGGUUUGGGUUUGGGUUUGGGUUUGGGUUUGGGUUUGGGUUUGGGUUUGGGUUUGGGUUUGGGUUUGGGUUUGGGUUUGGGUUUGGGUUUGGGUUUGGGUUUGGGUUUGGGUUUGGGUUUGGGUUUGGGUUUGGGUUUGGGUUUGGGUUUGGGUUUGGGUUUGGGUUUGGGUUUGGGUUUGGGUUUGGGUUUGGGUUUGGGUUUGGGUUUGGGUUUGGGUUUGGGUUUGGGUUUGGGUUUGGGUUUGGGUUUGGGUUUGGGUUUGGGUUUGGGUUUGGGUUUGGGUUUGGGUUUGGGUUUGGGUUUGGGUUUGGGUUUGGGUUUGGGUUUGGGUUUGGGUUUGGGUUUGGGUUUGGGUUUGGGUUUGGGUUUGGGUUUGGGUUUGGGUUUGGGUUUGGGUUUGGGUUUGGGUUUGGGUUUGGGUUUGGGUUUGGGUUUGGGUUUGGGUUUGGGUUUGGGUUUGGGUUUGGGUUUGGGUUUGGGUUUGGGUUUGGGUUUGGGUUUGGGUUUGGGUUUGGGUUUGGGUUUGGGUUUGGGUUUGGGUUUGGGUUUGGGUUUGGGUUUGGGUUUGGGUUUGGGUUUGGGUUUGGGUUUGGGUUUGGGUUUGGGUUUGGGUUUGGGUUUGGGUUUGGGUUUGGGUUUGGGUUUGGGUUUGGGUUUGGGUUUGGGUUUGGGUUUGGGUUUGGGUUUGGGUUUAGGUUUGGAGUUUGGGUU
Molecule: messenger RNA, 3137 nt
Organism: Naegleria fowleri
Lineage: Eukaryota; Heterolobosea; Eutetramitea; Acrasida; Naegleriidae
Exons: 3
Molecular function (GO): protein binding
Source: RefSeq, a predicted model, not a curated record